Nycticebus coucang (slow loris) is the source of this 3442-nucleotide messenger RNA. It is a transcript of the gene SPRY3, whose product is annotated as sprouty RTK signaling antagonist 3. Gene Ontology annotation, cellular component: cytosol; membrane. The transcript is spliced from 2 exons. The coding region runs from base 488 to 1354 and encodes 288 amino acids. Gene Ontology annotation, biological process: negative regulation of MAP kinase activity; negative regulation of Ras protein signal transduction; animal organ development. Lineage: Eukaryota; Metazoa; Chordata; Mammalia; Primates; Lorisidae. The record is from RefSeq and is a predicted model, not a curated record.
GAGGAGGGGGAGGAGAAAGAGAAGAAGGAGGAGGAGAAAGAAGAGGAGGAGGAGGUGAACAACUUAGCCUGCUGAGCUCUCUUUGGGGAAUACGUGCAUCAAGAUUUAGAUCUGCAUGUAAAAUCCAUACAAAGUAUUUGCCACUACAGGUCUGACUUCUCCUCCCCCGGGUUUUUUUUUUUUUCUUUCUGUUUUUUUCUGCUGUGUCAAAGACCAAGACAGAACUAUCUCUGUUUCUGGCUCCACUGCCAGUAAAGGAGUUUUCAUUCAGACUUUCCGAAUAAAGGUGGAGAAACCUAGACUCAUGAGAAGAGAUCCUUUGAGCCAGAUGGGGCAUUAAUUCUUCCGCUUUUCUCAACAUGGUUAAACCCCUUCCUCAAGGAUUUUCUGAUGUAUCCUGAGGUCCAUGUAACUACAAGGGCUCUACUUUAUCACCACAAGUGCCACCCAGACCCCAAACCACUCAGAGCUCAAAAGUCAAGUCAAAAUGGAUGCCACAGUGACAGAUGAUUUUCAACAAAUUCUGCCUAUUGAACAGUUAUGCUCUACUCAUGCUAGCAAUGAUUAUGUGGAACGGCCUCCAGCCCCCUGUAAACAGGCCCUCUCCAGUCCUUCCCUUAUCAUGCAAACCCACAAAUCUGAUUGGUCUCUGGCUACCAUGCCUACUGCUCUCCCCCGCAGUCUCAGCCAGUGCCAUCAAUUACAGCCCUUGCCUCAGCAUCUGAGCCAAUCUAGCAUUGCCAGCUCAAUGUCCCAUAGCACCACUGCCUCUGAUCAAAGGCUCUUGGCCAGCAUUACACCCUCACCUUCAGGCCAGUCCAUCAUCCGAACCCAGCCUGGAGCAGGGGCCCACCCAAAGGCUGAUGGUGCUCUGAAGGAAGAAGCUGAGCAAUCUGCUGGGCACCGAAGUGAGCACCUAUUCAUCUGUGAGGAGUGUGGGCGCUGUAAGUGUGUCCCAUGCACAGCAGCUCGCUCUCUCCCCUCCUGCUGGCUGUGCAACCAGCGUUGCCUUUGCUCUGCUGAGAGCCUCCUCGAUUAUGGCACUUGUCUCUGCUGUGUCAAGGGCCUCUUCUACCACUGCUCCACUGAUGAUGAAGACAACUGCGCUGAUGAGCCCUGCUCAUGCGGGCCUAGCUCUUGCUUGGUCCGUUGGGCAGCUAUGAGCCUCAUCUCCCUCUUCUUACCCUGCCUGUGCUGCUACCUGCCUACCCGUGGAUGCCUCCAUCUAUGUCAGCAGGGCUAUGAUAGCCUCCGGCGACCAGGCUGCCGCUGUAAGAGGCACACCAACACUGUGUGCAGAAAAAUCUCUUCUAGUAGUGUGUCCUUCCCCAAAUCCCAGGAAAAGUCCGUAUGACCUUCCCACAAGAUGGAUCCAGAUAUUUCUCCUUAGCCCCCAUCAUUAAAGCAUAGGCCUCAUCGUUGGAGUUGGGGGAGUAAUAAACUAGCCAAAGUUAGGACCUCACCUCUUUUGUUCCUGCAAUGUCAGGGGAAUGACCAAGUACAUCCCGAUGCAGGAUGCCUUGUUCUUUCUCACAGUAUUUACCCACUUCCCUUCAGUUGUUUUACACCCAGCCAGCUCAGCCCUUAUGGCUGUCAUGGCAAAUUCAGGUGAUAUGUGGACAUGAGGUUUGGAUACUGAGGACUGACAGAGCCAGCAACGUGGAGGUUUAGGGGCUCCCCAACAUAAUGCCUCUCGAUGCAGGCUCUGAUUGUCACUCUGCUUUCCACAAUGCUUUUGGAAACUUUCUUCUAAGAUGGUUUUCACAGGCACAUGUGGAAUAGUGUUCAACCUUCAGGGGAAUAUGACCCCUUCUCCCUGUUUACUGCCCUUCUCUUCUUCAUUCCUCUGCCUGUCUUUCUUCUUGUGUCCUUUUCUUUCAGUAUUCAGUUAUGUAUUCUUCCCUCCUUCAUUCUCACCCUUUCUACUUCUACUUUUACUUUCUUUUUCCUCUCUUCCUUACUACUCCCCAUUACUCUCUUUCAGACUUAUCCUUUCUCUGCCUGUAUUUGUAUCUUGUUUUAUCUUUGUCUACCUAUCCCUCUUUCUCUAACAUGUCCAAAAGUGCUGUUUUUCCAUAGGUGUUUCCUUAGAUGCCAAUCUUUGCUAUGCUAUAUAAUAGUUACUAAUUUUUAUUAAGGGAAAUGGAUUACUGUAAUGAACUGAUCACUAGCAAUAGUCUGUAUCCCAACUUACGUGUGCACUCACAACCACUCUCAAUUGUUUGUGAGCAUAUUACACAGUUAUCUUAUAUCUCCAGGUUUACUUAUUUGAAGUUUUCCUCCCCUUGCCAAUAAUUGACUUAAAGUUCUGACAGAUUCCAGUAGCAUGCUGAAUAGGAUAGUAAAUCAGGAUGCUCAUAACUUUGUAUGUCUGACCCAAGUGCCAAAGGCAGACGUGCUUUAUAGCUAAAGGAACAAAGCAAAGGAUAUUACAGAAGUAUGUUCUCUUCUUAGAAGCUAACUGUCCUGAGACUGCAUGGCUCAGGGCUUAAUAAUGGACUUUAAAAGUCAUAAAACUUUAGAGCUGGAAGAAAUCUUAACUGUUAAUCUAGUUCAUUGCCCUUAUUUUACAUAAGGGAAAACUGAGGCCUGGAGAUAGGAAGGCACUUGCCCAAGGCUACACACUGAGUUAAUAGCAGAAUUAGAACUGGAAUACAGAUCUUCUGACUCCUAGUUCAGUCUUCUUUCCCCUGUUCCACAUUGAGUCAUGGGACGUUUUCCUAGGACUCUAUUAACAGUGAGAGAAAGACAUUCCCAUCCAAUUACUUUCCAGGAACCAUGCCAAUCUACUGUGGCAGUCUUUCUGCAAUUCAUGGUGGGUAGCUAAUUAACUAUCAGGUGUUAAGGCUGUCUCCAGUGGACAUCACCUUUGGCUCUGUCACCUUGUAGAAUCUCAAGUGUGGAACAAAAAAGCUUAAAGAAGCCCUAACCACGCUAUAUCUUCGCCAUUGCAUCUACUCUUUGCUGCACACACUGUGCUUGCUCCUGGCUUUGUCUGCAAUGGCAGCUGCCUGAGAACCUAAAUUUCAGCAACAGUAAAAAACUGAUAUGACAGAUGUAUAAUACAGAGAACUGACUUCUCUGUUAAGAAAAUACAGAGAGCCUAUGCUGUGAACCCCGUUCCAUGGGAAAAGGAUGCAGUGGUGAUGGCAGGCUACUACAGACUACUGCUAAAAGACACAAGAAUUACAUAAUUUCCCUCUGUUAGUGAAUCCUAAAUUCACUAAGGAAUUCAGAGAUUGAGGGCACUUCCUUGAAAUCAAGGUGCUCCAACUUAGUUUAAGACUUCCAGACUCUAACUUUAUAUAUCAUCUCUUUUAAAGUGUGCAUGGAUGUGUGUUGAAGGGUGGAGAGGUAGGGGAAAGUGUAUAGUUGUACACAGGGGGAGGAAGGGGACAUCCAUCUCCCUUUGUUGGAUACAUAUUACAGAAAUAUGUACCAC